GGACAGCACCUGACUUGAAUGUGAAGCGUCAUAGCAAAGGGUCUGAAUACUUAGGGUUGUGUGAUGUUUCAGUUUUUCUUUUUUAACAAAUCAUGACGAGAGAGCGAAACAGCACAACCAAUGGCUAGAUUUAUUAUACAAAUAGUGGAAAAUAGAGUAAAUAAUGUGACAACGCCAAAGGAAUCCACGAUACAGCGGGAUUGUGAUCGGUGAACCGUGACAUAGCGGCAGAUUGCUGUCACUCAACUCUUUGUGAGCACUGUUGACUUUCGACUAUUUUUUUCCCCUUUCCUCCACAUUACCAUCUGCUGGAUGUAGUGAUGCACUGGCCCACUUUCCAUGAAUUCAAAAUCACCAAUAGGGAGGAAUGACAUCAGCUGGGAUCGACCCAAACCAGGAUAAACGCUGUUGAAAAUGGAUGGACAUCAACUGCCAACCAGCGUUCAAUUUGAGGCUCGAUUCCCCAGUCUCACUUGAAACAAUGACACGCGCAGCCGGAAUGGAGCUCGGGUUGAAACGGGGCCUGUGGUGAGUUCAUAGCUUGCACGGGACUUUGGAGGAGGGAAGUCGGGGGGAAGAAGUGGCUGACUAGCCCAACUCCAAAGCACUUUCAGCUUCAGUCCCGCACCGCCUGCCUGGCCUGCUGCCAGUCCUUCUCCACGGAGGGCUGGCUCACUUCUCCUCCUCCUUCUCUCCUCCCUUUCCUUCCCUCCAUUCGCGCACUCUCGGGAAGCAACAGGCGAAGAAGGCAGAGAGGAGGACAAGCAGGGAGAACUUUUUCGGCGGACCUUCCAACCAUGCCGAACUCGUCACUUUUGCGGAUGGAUCACCGAAGCAUACCCGAGGAGUGAUUUUAGGAGGCGAAAAAACCAAACCGAACCAAAACAAAACACAAGGAGGUUCUCGUCGUCAAUCGGCAAACAAAGCGGACAGCCUCCGGCUGGUGGUUUCAUGUGUCCGGCUGCGUGAGGGGUGGGGGGGCACCGGAGGAUGCCACGAUGCCCUCGCUGAUCUGCCGCGUGCUUCUCCUGUGGCUCAGCGUGCACAGGCUGGCGCGGUGCACGGAACGCUCGGCCACGCGCGAGCGCUUCAAGGUGGUCAUCGCGCCGGUCAUCUGCAAGCGGAUCUGCCUCAAGGGUCAGUGCCAGGACCGCUGCGAGCAGGGCAACAACACCACGCUCAUCGCGGAGAACGGCCAGGGGGCGGACACUCUCAUCGGCCAGGGCUUCAGGGUCGUUGUGUGUCCCCUCACGUGCAUGAAUGGAGGCGUGUGCAGCUCCAGGAAGAACUGCCUAUGCCCGCCGGGCUUCACGGGCCGACUGUGUCAGUUUCCUCUGCGGCUCACUCAGCGAGUUCAGGCGGCGCGAGGCAACAAGCAGCCCGUUUAUCCCAUGUCCUUAAAGCCCAACACCAAGAAGCUAGUGGAGCAAGCGGGCAUGGGGCGCACCCAUUUGACUCAGUCACACUCUUUCUCCAUACCGUUCGCACAGCCAGGCCACCACUCCUCUGAAGUGCAGAUAAACGUGCGUGUUCACCACACACCAGACACGUCUGUGGUCAUUCAGCCUCGUGACCAAGCCGUGAGCAAACCUCCCCAGAAGACGGGGCCGCGGCCCCUGCCCACCCGACACAAGCCCAAGGGCCGUUGCUUUCAGGAGACCACGCCCAAACAAGCCUGCAACAGCACCCCACUACCUGUUCUGACAAACCAGGAGGACUGCUGUGGCAGCGUGGGGAAUUCAUGGGGACAAAACAAAUGUUACCAGUGCCCCAAACUGCUAAAUGCAUCUGUCAAGCAGACAAUUGUAGAAGAUUAUGGAUCGGCCUGCCCCCAAGGCUAUAAAAGACUCAACAGCUCGCAUUGUCAAGAUAUCAACGAGUGCUCCAUGCAGGGUAUCUGUCAGAACGGGGAUUGUUUGAACACUCCGGGGAGCUUCAAAUGUUCCUGCAAGGCCGGUUUUGUCCUGGAAAUGAACCAGUGUGUUGAGUCUCCAGCCGAGUUGGCCCAGUGCUUCCUGAUGGUGUCCAACGUCAGGGGCUGUGAGCAUGCCCUGCCCACCCAACAUACCAAGGACAUGUGCUGCUGCACGGUGGGAAAAGCCUGGGGGCGCAAUUGUGAACGCUGUCCGCAGGUGGGCACAGUUGCCUUCAGUAAGAUCUGCCCCGCUGGCAAAGGCUAUCUUUUAGAAUAUUUCAGAGAAACUUUGCCAUUCCCCCUCCUGCCCUACUCUCGUAAGCCAGACAUGGAAGAGACAACAACUGCCGUGCAGCAGGCUCCAACCAGCUCCCACAUUCCUCGUGUUCCUGUUGUCAAACCCACUCCUCCGACCAUCAUCAGAAUGACCCCUGGCAAUGACCCCUUUGAAACACAAACUAAAGUCUCACGAGAGACAGAUGAAUGUAGGCUAAGCAGGAACAUUUGUGGCCACGGAGAAUGUGAGAACAGCCCGAACGGCCACAUCUGUCACUGUCACCCUGGCUACCGUCUCAGCCCGCAGAGGAACAUCUGUGAGGAUGAUAAUGAAUGUGAGUCGGAGCCUUGCGGUCAGGGCAGAGGCUUUUGCAUCAACACAGAGGGCAGCUACAAGUGCCACUGUCACCAAGGCUACAAACACAUGGUGCACCACGGAAGACUUAAGUGUGUCGAUGUGAACGAGUGCUCCAAGCGGGACAUCUGCGGCGCUGGAGGCCAGUGUGUUAACUUGCCCGGUUCUUAUAAAUGUGAAUGUCACAGCGGCUUUAAGAGCAGGUCACACCGUCAUCCCGUAUGUGAAGAUAUAAACGAGUGUUUGAGUCCAGACACUUGUCCGAAUGAGCAAUGUGAGAACACACCUGGCUCCUUUGAGUGUGUUCCCUGCUUGCCAGGUCACGAGGCCCGUUCUGGCAUCUGCUACGAUAUAAACGAGUGUCAGAAGCCUGGCCUCUGUCCUAAUGGCCGAUGCGAAAACCUUUCUGGAACUUACCGGUGCCUAUGCAAUGAGGGCUUCCUCCCAUCUGUGGACAGCAAGGGCUGCAGGGACAUCGAUGAGUGUGAAGAUGUCAUGCUGUGCGCGUACGGCCGCUGCAUCAAUACUGAAGGCUCCUUCCAGUGUCAGUGCUACCCAGGGUACAAGCGCACGCAGGAAGGCAGCCACUGCGAAGAUAUCAAUGAGUGCGAGAGGCCAUCAAACUGUCAAAGGGGCACCUGUAUCAACAGUAUGGGCUCGUACACAUGCGAGUGCCAGAAGGGUUACACGCUGGUGGGAGGCCGGCGAUGCCAAGACAUUGACGAAUGCGCAUCUGACUGGCGUCUUUGCCAGCCAUACGGCUCUUGCGAGAAUAAGCCGGGCUCGUAUGUGUGUGUCUGCCAUCACGGCUACGUUCUGUCCGAGGACAAACACAGCUGCGAAGCACCUCAAAUGGUAGCAGAUGAGAAGAAGGAGUGCUACCUGAACCUGGAUGAUACCGUGUUCUGUGACAGCGUCCUGGCCACAAACGUCACCAAGCAGGAGUGCUGCUGCUCUAUCGGGGUCGGAUGGGGGGACCACUGUGAGAUCUACCCAUGUCCUGUUUCUCACUCAGCUGAAUUCCACUUCCUGUGUCCUCAUGGGCAGGGUUUCUUCAAUGAUGAAGGAAUCAUGUAUAGCCGACCUGCCUACCUGGAUAUCGAUGAGUGUUUGCUUUUUGCUGAUGAAAUCUGCAAGAAAGGCCGCUGUCAGAACACACAACCAGGGUACGAGUGCUACUGUCAACAGGGCUUCUACUAUGACAGCAACCUUCUGGAGUGCAUUGAUGUGGACGAAUGCCAUGAUGAGUCUUUGUGUAGAAAUGGCCAUUGCUACAACACCGAAGGAUCCUUUUACUGCAAAUGUAAGCAUCCAUGGACCCCAGACUCUAACAAAAAGAAAUGUGUGCUAGCAGCAGUAGCUGAUGUGAAUGAGUGCGAGGACCGAGCCAACUGCAAGAACGGUCGCUGUGUUGACACUCCAGGGUCUUACUACUGCAUCUGCUCCCCGCCAUGGACCCUAGCUAUCGACCGUAACCGUUGUGUGACUCCCGAGGAGCAGGCCGAUGUGAAUGAGUGCCAGGAUCCCUCGUACUGUAAGAAUGGGAGGUGUGAGAACACGCCCGGCUCCUUUCACUGUUUUUGUGAUCCUCCUCGCACCUUCAGUGCGGCGCUCAAACAGUGCGUCUAUGACGAUCGCACCGCAGCCCACAAAGACGUGUGUUUCCUGCAGGUGGACGAGGGCUCGAUCUGCAGUGAGCCCAGGAGCAUCAUGCUGGUGACCUACUCGGAGUGCUGCUGCCACUACGGCCGUGGUUGGGGGCCCGAGUGCAACACCUGUCCGCCGAGGCACUCAGAGAUGUUCAAUCAUUUGUGUGAGAUGCACCUGGAAACCGAGUCAGAUGGGGAGCAGGAUAUCCUGACAGCUUUCGCAAACUAUAAUCCAGGUGACAGCUCAGAGGAGGAUUCAGACGAAUGCAGCUGUGCGAACGGCCACUGUGUGCGCUCCUAUCUUGGCACCAUGUGUGAAUGUAACCAAGGAUUUAGGUUGGACCACUCCCACACUCACUGUAUAGAUAUUGACGAGUGCACAGAAGCAGGAGUUCGCAGUAGUCCGUGCGAGAACGCUCGCUGUGUGAACACCGUGGGCUCCUACAAGUGCUUCUGCAUACACGGCUUUGUGCCCACACGCAGGCCAAACAAAUGUGUCCGACGUAGAAGCCAAUAACCCCCUUGACGUGUCACUCUUAUUUAUCCAUAUACGGUAUGCGAUACGCACUCAAGCACUGUGCACACGCUGUACAUACACUUCUUAUAUUUAGAAAAAGGAGCUCUGUAUACACACAAAUUAACAUCAAACCACGGAAGGAACGAUGUAACAAUCAAACAAGUUGCCCCUCCCUUCCCAAUAAAAAAAAACAAAAGUGUUUGGACAAUAAAUUUGUUUGUUUAGUAAAUGUUUUUGUAAUUAAUUAUUGAGAUCCAUUUUGUUUUUUUUUUUUGUAGUUGAUAACAUUUUCUACUCAAGCCCAUUUGAGAUUUGUACAUUGAAGGCCAAACGUUGCGGUCUCCCCUCUUUAAAGCUUUGUCCACGUUCAUUAAUAUUUAAUUUCUAAAUUGCCCUUCUUUGAAUUGUGUGUUAUUAAACACUGAUUGUUGAUUGUGUUAUUGUAUAGUUUGUGGCUUGAGAUUUGCUGUAAAACGUGUCAAUUUUGUUGAUGUAAAAUAUGAGAGACCUGAAGUUUGUGUAUAAUUUGACAUGUGCACCUAAGUAAACUUUAAGAUAGAAAGAAAAAAAAAAGACCAUGCACUUAGCAAUGACGAGUGGGAACGUUUGCCAACUGUAGCAGAUUAUGGAAAUAUGAGAAUGUUUUGCUGCAUUGAACUAUUUGAAAAUAUGUUCAGAAUUUUAUAUUAAUAAAAUUAUUUCAAUCUA
This is a messenger RNA of Syngnathoides biaculeatus (alligator pipefish), 5420 nucleotides long. It is a transcript of the gene ltbp3, whose product is annotated as latent transforming growth factor beta binding protein 3. Gene Ontology annotation, molecular function: calcium ion binding. Bases 999 to 4712 code for a protein of 1237 amino acids. The record is from RefSeq and is a predicted model, not a curated record. The transcript is spliced from 29 exons. Lineage: Eukaryota; Metazoa; Chordata; Actinopteri; Syngnathiformes; Syngnathidae.